AUGGCUGCAAAGAAUUUUACAGUUGUUACUGAAUUUAUUCUUUUGGGACUGACAGACAAUGCUGAACUGAAAGUUGUUCUUUUUGUAUUGUUUCUGGUGAUUUAUGCUGUUACUUUGGUGGGGAAUCUGGGCAUGAUCUUCUUAAUCCAAAUCACCCCCCAGCUCCACACACCCAUGUACUUUUUCCUCAGCUGCCUUUCAUUUGUGGAUGCCUGCUAUUCUUCUGUUAUUGCACCAAAAAUGCUGAUCAGCUUCCUAGUUGUGAGGCAAACCACCUCCUUCUCUGCCUGCAUAGUGCGGCACUUGUUUUUUCAGGUGUUCGUCACCACAGAAGGCUUCCUGCUGUCUGUGAUGGCUUAUGACCGUUAUGUGGCCAUUGUCAACCCUUUGCUUUAUACUGUAGCCAUGUCUAAGAGGAAGUGUGUAGGACUGGUCACUGGAUCACUCAUUGGUGGGAUGAUUAACUCACUGACACACACCAUUAGCUUUGGGAGACUGUCUUUCUGCAGGUCCAAUGUCCUCAGUCACUUCUCCUGUGAUGUUCCCCCACUGCUGAAGCUGUUGUGUUCUGAUACCUCCAUGAACGAGCUGUUGCUCCUCACCUUCUCUGGAGUCAUUGCCAUGGCCACCUUCCUGAUUGUGAUCAUUUCCUACGCCUUCAUUGCUGUUGCUAUCCUGAGGAUCCGCUCAGCAGCAGGCAGACAGAAAGCCUUCUACUGUGCCUCUCACCUGACCGCUGUGACCACAUUCUACGGCACCUUGAGUGUUAAUUACAUUCAGCCAAGUUCCCAGUAUUCUGUAGAACAAGAGAAGGUGGUUUCCGUGAUCUAUACACUAGUGAUUCCCAUGUUAAACCCGCUGAUUUACAGUCUGAGAAACAAAGAGGUAAAGGGUGCUGUGAGAAGGGUCAUAGAAAUAAAACAUUUGUCAUGCUAA
This is a messenger RNA of Dama dama (fallow deer), 936 nucleotides long. Its product is annotated as olfactory receptor 5J3-like. Gene Ontology annotation, molecular function: olfactory receptor activity; G protein-coupled receptor activity; odorant binding. Lineage: Eukaryota; Metazoa; Chordata; Mammalia; Artiodactyla; Cervidae. Gene Ontology annotation, cellular component: membrane. The record is from RefSeq and is a predicted model, not a curated record. Gene Ontology annotation, biological process: sensory perception of smell; G protein-coupled receptor signaling pathway.